Molecule: messenger RNA, 4400 nt
Organism: Thalassophryne amazonica
Lineage: Eukaryota; Metazoa; Chordata; Actinopteri; Batrachoidiformes; Batrachoididae
Gene: myrf
Product: myelin regulatory factor
Exons: 27
Coding region: 520-3591 (1023 amino acids)
Biological process (GO): central nervous system myelin maintenance; positive regulation of DNA-templated transcription; protein autoprocessing
Cellular component (GO): endoplasmic reticulum membrane; nucleus
Molecular function (GO): sequence-specific DNA binding; DNA-binding transcription factor activity
Source: RefSeq, a predicted model, not a curated record
GUGAACAGACACUGAGAGGAGCGCACAUCCCUCACCUGUGCUUCCUCUGCUCCUCUCCUCCGACUCUCUGCUCCACGCUGCAGGGAGGGAGAACCAAAGGAGGAAGAGUCUCCAGCCGGGAGGCAGCGCGUAACGCAACUUUUACGCACGACGUUUUCAAAGGGUUUGUUUUUUUUUUAUUUCUAAACUCUCGACGAUUUUGCUUGUCCUUCACAAUCUGAUGGCGUUUUUGUGAAAUUAAUUCAAAGACUGUUGUGGGAAUUCGAUCUGAAGUGAAGGAAUAAUUCAGGAUCUUAAUUAAAAAGAAGUUCCAAAGUAGACUGGAGACGUUUCGUUCCACCUCAGCUUGUGAACAGACUGAGGAGACGGGAAAAGGUGGAUUCAUGCAGCCGAACCAAACACAAGAAUAAGUUAAACAUCUGGAUUCCGUGAUGUUAGUGUGAAUGUUUCCCCGAUCCGAAUUGAUUUCGUUCGGACAGGGGGAGACGUUCAUGGAUUUUCUAAGUGGAACCCGCUAGGAUGGACGUGGUAGAUGAAACAGAAGCCUUACAGAGAUUUUUCGAAGGUCAUGAUAUUACCAGUUCUCUGGAGCCAGCAAACAUCGACACCAGUAUUCUGGAAGAGUACAUCAGCAAGGAGGACGAUAGCACUGACAUCUGUUUCUCAGAGGUCCACAGCACCCCAGGAUUAAAUUACUCAUCUCCCCAGGCAGGAGUCUCCUCCUCUGGGGGGUUGGUGUGCAGCGUGAGCCCCCCUAUUCCACUGCGGCAAGGAGCCCCUCCAUCUGGGCCCCCUAACUGUCAGAACACCUACCCCCCAGGUCCACCUCCGAGCCUCCGACACAACUACCCCUGCCUGGGACCGCCGCAGCAGCAGGCUCACGUCAAACCUGAGCACAGAGGCCACUACGCUCCGGGGACACUACCUGAGUCACCUCCAGACUCCAGCUCUGAGCCGUACUCACCUCAGCACUUGAAUGAUCCUCAUAUGAUCAGGACAAUGACGCCAGAAAACAUGUGUCACAUGACUCCGACACCGCCCCUCCCACCACACGGGCACUAUCCCAGCAUGCAUCGGGACAUGUACCUGAAGCCUGAGCCCAUGAUAACGCAGUAUCCUAUUGGACCGGCCACAAGUGGAAGUGGAGAUAUGCAGCCGACACAGAUGCUCCAUCAGCUCCUGCAGCAUCCUCAGGGGCAGGACGGAAUCCCUGUUCACCAGACCAAGAAGAGGAAACACUCCGACUCACCCAACAGCACUCUCAAUUCCCAAAUCCUCACAGGUAUCAUCAAACAAGAACCAGGUUUAAUGCAGGAUGCAGAAAACAGCUUUUUGGAUCCAAACUAUCAGUGCAUCAAAUGGCAACCUCACCUGCAGAACAAGUGGACGCCGCUGUAUGACGCCAACUGCAAAGAGCUUCCAAUGCCGACCUAUCGAGUUGACGCUGACAAGGGCUUCAACUUCUCCUUGGCUGAUGAUGCUUUUGUUUGCCAGAAGAAAAACCAUUUCCAGGUCACAGUCUACAUUGGCAUGCUAGGUGACCCCAAGUACAUCAAGACAAGUGAAGGCUUGCAGCCCAUCGAUUGCUUCUAUCUCAAGCUCAAUGGCGUAAAGGUAGAGGCAAUGAACCAGUCCAUCAGUGUGGAGCAGUCACAGUCUGACCGCAGCAAGAGACCCUUCAAACCAGUGCUGGUAACUUUGCCCCCAGAGCAGGUCACUAAGGUCACAGUGGGACGGCUCCACUUCAGUGAGACCACAGCAAACAACAUGAGGAAGAAGGGCAAGCCAAACCCCGACCAGAGGUAUUUUAUGCUGGUUGUGGCGUUGCACGCUCAGUCCCACAGUCAGAGCUACACUGUGGCUGCUCACGUGUCUGAGAGGAUCAUCGUCAGGGUAACGUCAGGCCAUGCAUCCAACCCAGGCCAGUUUGAAAGUGACAAUGAGGUUCUAUGGCAACGUGGCCAACUGCCAGACUCAGUCUACCAUCACGGGAGAGUCGGCAUUAAUACAGACCGGCCGGAUGAGGCGCUCGUUGUCCACGGCAAUGUGAAAGUCAUGGGAUCCCUGGUACACCCGUCAGACAUCAGGGCCAAAGAGAACGUGCAGGAGGUGGAUACCACAGACAAUUUGAAACGGAUUUCUCAAAUGAGGCUGGUCCAUUAUCAGUACAAGCCAGAGUUUGCUGCCACCGUGGGCAUAGAGAACACUGCAGAAACGGGAGUGAUCGCUCAAGAAGUUCAGCAGAUCUUGCCUGAAGCAGUGAAGGAAGGAGGCGACGUGGUCUGUGCCAACGGAGAAACCAUUCCCAACCUGUUAGUCGUCAACAAGGAACGUAUCUUCAUGGAGAACGUGGGAGCGGUGAAGGAGCUGUGUAAACUCACAGACAACCUGGAGACGCGUAUUGAUGAGUUGGAGCGCUGGAGCCGCAAACUGGCAAAACUCAGGCGUCUUGACAGCAUGAAGAGCACCGUGAGUGGCGGCACUGUGAGUCAGUCCGGAAGUUAUUUUAGCAGGACAGGAAGUGGCCCACUAAAGAAGAAGACAGUCAAACCUGGUGGGAAGAACUCAGCUCAAGAUCAAGGCUGCAUCAGUCAGAAGUUCAUGCAGGGGGCGAUCCUGGCACUCGUCAUCGUUAUGGCCUUCAGUGUAAUUUCCAUGUCCGUCCUUUACGUGCUGACUCUUCACCACCGAGGAGACGUCACAGAGAAAGACGGCUCUGUUUCUUCCUGUAUUCUCUCCAUCUCUUGGAUGCCUAUCUUCACUGCCACUGUUACUUUCUGUCCGCCUGUCUGCCCGUGGUCAAAAGCUGCAGUGGGAGCCUCACGCAAGAGUCUUUACACGCCACCGUUAUCCACCCACGCUCCAGCUUGCUGUUCAACCACAGCCACAACCAACCAAUCAACGACAACUCUGAGAUUAAACAACAGCCAAGUUACACCAGAUACGGGGAGUCUGGUUCCCACAGUGAGCACGAUUAAUAAGAAAGCAAAGUCCAGACCAAUGGACAAGGACGGCCGCAAUAGGAACCGCCUGACUCACACCUCAGCACCCAUGUAUUUUGCCAAGUCCAAACGGCCACUGUCUCCAGAUCUGGACGGGGUGGGAGCGACAAACCGCCUGCCUGGAGGUCAACAGCCUCCACCACGCAGACAACGCAGUGUGCACACAAACAAAAGGUCACCUCCUUCUCUAACUAGGCUGCAUAUCGUGGAGACGAACCAAGAAAUCACACCACAAACUUGUGCAGCGCCUGAAAGCUGCAGCUACACAAUAUCGCUCCAGUGGAACAGGAACGUCUCACAAAUCACUUUACACAUGACGUCAACAAACAGUGUGUGGAUACAACACUGUGGAACCACCAGGGGGCGCUUAUGCCCCGACCACACAGAGACUGCACUAUAUAGAGGACAGAGAAUAUCAACAAAGGGGACUCAUCACCUGUGGUCGGUGCCCGUGCCGUCUUUCCAGGACAUCACCUAUCACUUCCGUGUCUCUCUGUCUAGUGAAGUCAGUUGUGCCACUGAAGAUGAGCCUGAAACAACCACAUCGUACUCGGACUACCGCUUCCUCAUUCAGAGCCGCUGUGGCUGAGGAGGGAGAGAAAAGCAUCGUGGUACCUUAAAAUUUGCAGCAGUUCUUCUUUGUGGUUCCAUAUAUGAUGGAAAGAAGUUGUGCCACAUUCUUGUACAUUUUUUUUUAAAGAGAGUCACACAGAACAAACACUGCCCACUAUGUAAAUGAACCACAACAUCUGUUUUUGCUGUGAUCAGUGGUAUUUCAAACACUGUUUUUAUUUCUGUCACUAUGUCUGAUGUCAGGUUUAAGUCUCUGGAAAUGACAGCUGUCACUGUUAACUGCUAUAUUCGUCAGUUUACAGCCUGCGUUUUACCGAUCACUGUGCCUACCGUACUUAUAUUGAGCCUUAAACACCUCCACAUGGAUUCUAGAAUGAACCUUCAAAUAGUUUUAAACACUGGAGAGAACAACCUGAAGGUAUCAGUAGAUGCUUCCAAACCACAUUUAAAAUAUACCUCAGUCAUGCACACUGGGAAAUCCGAGGCCUCCACAGUACCACAGUGUACGAGAGGCUGCUGAAAUCUGGAAACAGUUUUAUCUCAACUGCUACACUAAAUACUACAUUAGUGUUACAUGAAAUUCGUAUGUGUGUGCACCUGUAUCGUCACUCCUUAAAUUAAGGAGAACUUUUCAAAAUGGGUACAUCAUGCUUACUGUAAAAGUACGUCCACUGAGUGCCAUGGAAUAAGACUGGAAAAAAAUCUAAUUAAAUAAAAUCACUGGGUAAACACGGACAGAUUUUGCAUCUGACAGUGGAAUAUAAAUGUCCAACACUGACACCAAUUUUGAAACACUGGAAUAGCUUACUUUUUGAUAACUGGAAA